Cannabis sativa is the source of this 4376-nucleotide messenger RNA. Its product is annotated as DNA replication ATP-dependent helicase/nuclease JHS1. Gene Ontology annotation, molecular function: 5'-flap endonuclease activity; single-stranded DNA helicase activity. The transcript is spliced from 34 exons. Gene Ontology annotation, cellular component: cytoplasm. The record is from RefSeq and is a predicted model, not a curated record. NCBI's taxonomy places the organism in Eukaryota, Viridiplantae, Streptophyta, Magnoliopsida, Rosales, Cannabaceae. Gene Ontology annotation, biological process: replication fork reversal. Bases 125 to 4198 code for a protein of 1357 amino acids.
UUCAUUUUCCAUUCUCACAGAAGUUCUGACUGUAGUUGUUUUGGCGGGAAAUCACACAACGCCAAUCGUUCUCUCUCUAAAGUUGCAGAAAUCGGAAGCUGAAAAGCUCCGAAUUUUCAAUUCAAUGCGUCCAAGGAAGAAGCCCAAUGCAUCGUCAUCUACUACUUCUUCUUCUUCUUCUUCUUCUUCUUCCAAGAAAUCGAACCAGAACAAUCAGUCUCAGCAACCUUCCAAGUUCGGCAUACAACAUUUCUUCGAACGCCAUUCCCAGAACGUCCUCUCAGCUUCUCAGAACAACUCCAAGACUGUUCCCCCUAAAUCCCUCGCCCAAAACCCUAUCCAGAUAGAAGAUGACGAUGGUAAUGAUCGCGCUGCUGCUUCUGCUUCUCAAAACCCUACGACUACUCAAUCCAAGGAGAAUGGUAAAGGUUUGGCUAAUGCAUCUCAGGAGAAAAAAGAGAAUCUUGAGAUUGAGGACGGUUUAAUCGAUGGCUCACCGGAGAUUUCUAAGUCUGCGUCCCUGAAACGAUUCAAGUUCUCUCCUGGAAUGUUGAUAAAGCAGAGUCAGGACGAUGGAGGUGAUGAGAUCACUUGGAAGAUAUCUCCCGUCAACGAUAGAUUGCAAGCUGUUUCAAAGCGAAUGCCGGAGAUGGUGAGGAUGCUGGCAGAAUCUUCAAGGAAAAACUCCUCAACCAUUCAACAGUGCACUGUUAAUAAGACUUUGACAAGAUCAUCGGUAUCCUUGAAUAAGGUGGGACUGAAAAGGGUUAACCCAGAAGAGGAUGUAGAUUUUAGUAGAACUACAACCAACACAACUAACUGCAAGGUAGCAAGCAGACAGAGUCCAUUUCGAACUCCACCUUCCUUACCUUAUUGCCAUGAUAAGCAUGCUAAUGGUGUUGCAAAAAAUAAAGCACAUGAUCUGCUGGAACAAAAACAUCACAAAAGGGCAUUGCUUGAGCUCUUAGAUGAGGUUGAAGAUGUCAUAUCUGUUGAAGAUUCUGCGUCUGACAAGGCAGAUGGGUUUCGAUGCCAUGUUGUAGAUGGCAGUAGUGAUGUGGUUCCUGUCAAGGUGGAUCUUCCAAAUAAAGGGGUUAAAACACAUCUUCCGGAUGUUCAGGAGGUUCCAGAACCCUCUUCCAAUUGUAAUUUUCUUGUAUUAGAGGUAUCCGAGAAGCGUGGAACUGUUAACUCAUCUAAUGCUCAAUCACCUUAUAAGGUUCUGCGCUUGCUGAAUGAGCAAAAUGGAGUAGAACGGAUUGCAUGUUUGUGGGAAGAAUGGUUUUACAGUGUCAUUUCUCCUGGAGAUACUGUGAAUAUUAUUGGGGAAUUUGAUGACCAGGGAAAUUGUCAUGUAAAUCGGGAAAAGAAUUUUCUGAUCGCUCAUCCAAAUUUACUAUUGUCUGGAACUCGGGUUGCUGGUAGUUUCAAUUGCCCAAGGCGAACUGUCCUGGACGAGAGGAUAAGAUGCAAUGAAAAUUCAUCUGCAGCAUUAAUUGGUACACUGCUUCAUCAGAUAUUUCAGGCUGGUCUUACAAUGGAGAUGCCUACAGUAGUUUUCUUGGAGGAAUAUGCACGAACACUGCUCCAACAAAAUAUUGAGAACUUGUAUGCAUGUGGAGUAAAUGAAAAGGAUACAUACAGAACAUUAAUCGAAGCCAUCCCCAAAUUAUUGAAUUGGGUUAACCUCUUCAAAUCUCCACAGGGAUUUAGUACCCCUACUGUGGAUUUUGGAUCUGAUGUUGGAUCUAAAAAAGUCAACAUAUCUGAGGUACUUGAUAUCGAGGAGAUGACGUGGGCUCCAAAGUAUGGUUUGAAAGGGAUGAUUGAUGCUUCUAUUAGAGUUGAAGUAGGAUCAAACAGAAAUGGAAGAACUGAGAAUGUGAUGCCUUUAGAAUUCAAAAGUGGGAAAGCACCGAAUGGCCAGUCAUCUACGGAACACUGUGCCCAAGUAAUCCUUUACACACUUUUGAUGUCUGAGAGGUAUCAAAGUCAUAUUGAUUCGGGUCUUCUGUACUAUCUCCAGUCAGAUCAGACACAGGGAAUUUCAGUUCGAAGAUCUGACCUAAUUGGACUAAUCAUGCGUCGCAAUGAACUUGCAACUGAUAUCCUUAAGGCAUUAACAACGCAAGUGCUGCCACCCAUGUUACAGAGUCUGAACAUGUGCAAAGGCUGUCGCCAUCUUAGUGGCUGUACCAUCUAUCAUAAGGUACAUGGUGGAAGUGCUGAAAGCAGUGGAUUAGGGGAUUUAUUUGAUUCAAACACUCACCACCUAACAACUUCUCAUGGCAGUUUCCUUAAGCACUGGGAUUGGCUGAUUGACUUAGAAGCUAAAGAGAUACAGCUUUCUAGAAACAAAAUAUGGCGAUCACACAAUUUGAGGAGUGAGGAUGCUCGUCAUUUUUCUAUUGCUCGUCAUGAUGAACUUCCUCAUUGGGAAAUUAAGAAAGACAACAAAUUUAUCUACCGAUUCAUAUGUCACAGUGAUCCUUCCGUUGAUAAGAAGUUAUCUGAUGGGGAUUUUCUGAAUGCCCCAUCUUCUCUGACAAAAGAUUCACGUUGCACUUUAAAAAGUGGUGACUAUGUGAUACUUAGCGCUGGGUCUGGUCAUCUAACCAUUGCUAGUGGGGUUGUAACAGAAUCAAGUGACUGGCAUGUUUCUGUCUCUUUAUCAAAGCGCUUAAGGCUCCCUGGAAAUGCUUCGUCAGAGGCAUGUGAUCUUGCUAGGGAGGUCUGGUGGAUCGACAAAGAUGAGUUUAUGUCUUCAUUUGCAGUCAUGAGGUUUAACCUUGUUCAGCUCUUUCUACAAAGUGCACAAAGUACACACCUAAGGAAGAUGAUUGUUGACCUUGAGGCUCCUCGAUUUGAAAGUGGAUGCAUUUUAAGCCAGGAUCCUGCAAUUUCUUAUGUGUGGUCACAGAAAAAUUUGAAUGAUGAUCAACGUCGAGCCAUUCUCAAGAUACUCACAACAAGGGAUUAUGCACUCAUACUAGGAAUGCCGGGUACAGGAAAGACUUCUACAAUGGUUCAUGCAGUUAAGGCAUUGUUAAUUAGAGGUGCAUCCAUUUUGCUUACAUCGUACACAAAUUCUGCUGUUGACAAUUUACUUAUCAAAUUAAAGACUCAGGGAAUUGACUUCUUACGCAUUGGGAGACAUGAAGCUGUGCAUGAAGAAGUCCGUGGACACAGCAUUUCAGCAAUGAACUUGCAAGGUGUGGAAGACCUGAAAGUGAAAUUAGAGCAAGUCAGAGUUGUUGCAGUUACUUGUUUGGGUAUUACUAGUCCCUUGCUUACCAACAAGAGAUUUGACGUAUGCAUCAUGGACGAAGCUGGACAGACAACCCUUCCAGUGUCUCUUGGGCCUUUAAUGUUCGCUUCCAUGUUUGUCCUGGUUGGCGAUCAUUAUCAGUUACCUCCUCUUGUCCAGAGUGUAGAAGCUCGGGAAAAUGGACUGGGGGUAAGCUUGUUUCGCAGGCUAUCAGAAGCACAUCCUCAGGCAAUUUCAGCAUUGCGAAGUCAGUAUCGCAUGUCCCGUGGCAUUAUGGAUCUAUCAAACGCCUUGAUUUAUGGUGAUAAAUUAUGUUGUGGUUCCUCUGACAUAGCUAAUGCCAAACUUAAGUUCUCAAGUUUGAAGUUUGGUUCAUUGUGGAUUCAGGAGAUUCUGAAUCCAGAUAAACCAGUUAUAUUUAUUAAUACAGAUACAAUACCUGCUUAUGAGGCAAAGGAUCAGAAGAUCAUAAAUAAUCCGAUGGAAGCUCAAAUUGUGGUAGAGGUCACAGAAGAGUUAGUGAAGAAUGGAAUCGAAGAGGAAGAUAUAGGCAUCAUUACUCCCUAUAACUCGCAAGCAAAUAUUAUUCGUCAAACAAUAAGCUUGACCUCUGUGGAGAUACAUACUAUUGACAAAUACCAGGGAAGAGAUAAGGAUUGCAUACUCGUGUCGUUUGUAAGGUCUAGUGAAAAUCCAAGAAACUGCAGUUCCUCACUUCUUGGAGAUUGGCAUAGGAUUAACGUUGCUCUUACAAGGGCCAAGAAAAAGUUGAUAAUGGUUGGAUCAUGUAAGACUCUAUCAAAGGUUCCGCUGCUGAAGCUUCUAAUCGAGAAAGUUGAAGAGCAAUCGGGUAUCGUCUGUGCUCCCAAGAAGGGUAUCAACUGCACCAGAGGGCUCAACAGGUGCUCACAAUCACAGUUGAGAAGUUGAUUGAGAUGACAUUCAUUUUGUAUUCAAGUGUAGAUAUAUAAAAUUUUGGUGAUUAUAAUUUUGUGAUACGAAAGAAUGUUAAGGUUGUGCUGUUGUUAUUGUAUAGAUUAAUCAUUAACAUCAAUGAUUCUGUAACUGUUUCAGAAAGGUAAUAAAAAUGUUUUGUUUUUUUUUCUCA